This is a messenger RNA of Lactuca sativa (garden lettuce), 977 nucleotides long. RefSeq names its product Ribosomal protein L12/ ATP-dependent Clp protease adaptor protein ClpS family protein. Gene Ontology annotation, molecular function: structural constituent of ribosome; mRNA binding. Gene Ontology annotation, biological process: translation. The record is from RefSeq and is a predicted model, not a curated record. NCBI's taxonomy places the organism in Eukaryota, Viridiplantae, Streptophyta, Magnoliopsida, Asterales, Asteraceae. Gene Ontology annotation, cellular component: ribosome.
AAAACUACAAGGGCCAAAAGUUCAAUUAAGAGCCAGAUACAUUGUUUUUCCAAGAAGGUUUGAUCGCUCAUUUUUAUUUCAUAGGCGGCGAUUCCUUCAAGCUUCAAAUCGGUGGACUGUCUUCGAUUCUGCAGCCUCACGGUUCUUCUAAUCACGGUGUAAGAAGGUCUAAACAAGUGUCAUAUCUAUGAGUCUUCUUUCCUACUGAAAACAACCAAAACCAUGAAAUCUUUAGCACUUCUUAGGUCAAUUCGCAUGCGCCUUAUAGGGCCUUUACAAAUCCGUUCUUUUCAACCCGAUUUUAUCCCUGCAGACCCUAAAUCCAAACCCAAAAGGUACAAACUACCUGCAUCAUAUGACCCAUAUGGCCCUAGACCUCCACCUUCUGACAAAAUCAUCCAACUUGCUGAAAAAAUUGCAGCCCUACCCCCUGAAGAGCGUAUGCAAAUAGGUCCUACACUUAGAGAGAGACUAAGGCAUCCUAAAAUGCAGUCGAUUUCAGUUGAAGGGGUGGAUUUGGGUGCCCGAGGUGGGGCAGGAGGUGGGGCAGGUAAGGUUGAAGAGAAAGUUGAGAAAACAGCAUUUGAUAUAAAGUUGGAGAAAUUUGAUGCAGCUUCUAAAAUUAAGGUGAUUAAAGAGGUUCGUGCUUUUACAAGUCUUGGAUUGAAAGAAGCUAAAGAUAUGGUUGAAAAAGUUCCUGUUGUGAUUAAACAAGGUGUUACUAAAGAAGAGGCGAAUGAGAUCAUAGAGAAGAUUAAAGCUGUUGGAGGUGUUGCUGUUAUGGAGUGAUGUUUCUUUUACUUUAGGGUUUCUUGAUUGUAGGAAGAUUUUUGAGUGAAGUACUUUGAUCAAAAGAUUGUUUGCUAGAUUUGGUUUUGGUUAAAAAGUUGGAUGUAGGAUUUACAUGAAAACAAGAUUUGUCCUUUAAUAAUAUUUGUAACUUUUACCCUUUUCUUAUCUUCUGGAUUUAUGAACUA